CAUCGACAUCUCUACCCGGGCUUCACUUGCAGACAUUCUCUAGAUCGACGAGGCGGAAAACAUGGCGAGUGCAGAAGUGGAAGCAUCAACAUCCGAAGUGAUUGCUCCGAAGCAGGUGCUGUAUUGCGAAGUAUGCUCGUACCCCGUGGAGUACUGCGAGUUUGGAUCCAGCCUGACGAAAUGUAAAGAGUGGCUGCAGAAGACGGACGAGGCGCUCUACAACCAAUUCUACUCAGAAGAGGCGCUGCAGGCGAAGAUCGGCACGCUGAGCUUGGAGGCACAAGCGAAGCUGGAGAAGGAUACGGCGAAGAAGGAGGCGAAGGCUGAGGCGAAGGCGGAUGCUGCGCUCAAGAAGAAAUUGGCAUCACAAGUCACUAUCAAGCGGAUAGAGCGAAACAAGCGCAAGCACGUCACCGCCAUCCAUGGGCUCGAGGCGUUUGAUGUCGACUUGAAGAAAGCGGCGAAAUUCUUCGCGCAGAGGUUCGCGACCGGUGCAUCCGUCACCAAGAACGUCCAAGGUUUCGACGAGAUUGUCGUCCAGGGCGACGUGAGCGGCGAGAUUGUCGACAUGAUUGAGGAAGGUGUCGGUCUGUUGAAGAACGUGCCCAAGGACAACGUGGUGGAGGUGGAGGAGAAGGGAAAGAAGGGCAGCUGAACGAUUUGCUUCCGGCGUAUCUAGCAGGAAGAUGUAUCAUCAUAUUGUAUCAUACCAUAACGUUUUCUUCUUAUACACAAGCCCAAAUGACGUCGAGGCGAGUGCAAUGGAAGUCACAC
Molecule: messenger RNA, 774 nt
Organism: Dichomitus squalens LYAD-421 SS1
Lineage: Eukaryota; Fungi; Basidiomycota; Agaricomycetes; Polyporales; Polyporaceae
Product: eukaryotic translation initiation factor 1-like protein
Exons: 7
Coding region: 62-655 (197 amino acids)
Biological process (GO): formation of translation preinitiation complex; translation reinitiation
Molecular function (GO): mRNA binding; translation initiation factor activity
Source: RefSeq, a predicted model, not a curated record